This is a messenger RNA of Aedes albopictus (Asian tiger mosquito), 7070 nucleotides long. It is a transcript of the gene Elys, whose product is annotated as protein ELYS homolog. The record is from RefSeq and is a predicted model, not a curated record. NCBI's taxonomy places the organism in Eukaryota, Metazoa, Arthropoda, Insecta, Diptera, Culicidae. Bases 133 to 6894 code for a protein of 2253 amino acids. The transcript has 10 exons.
CACCGGCACUCUCGUCUCCGCGUUUGUUUACUUCUCGUUUUCAGAACUUCAGUCGAAAAUAGUGAUUGUUUGAAUUUUUCGUGAAAAAAUCUACAAAAAGGGAGCGUUUCGUGCAUUAAGCGGGCUGAAUGCAUGAUGUGGUCAAACGAAAUACACCUCAAGUUGAAAAAUGUUGUGGAAAUUCGACAUCAGGAGCUGCCGGAACGACGCAGCGGCAGCAGCAGCAGCAGUGAUAGUUCGCUAGAAGAAGCAGCGGCUGCCCCUCAAGGAAGUAUUGGAGGUUUCCUGAAGGAUGGAUCUCUUGGCUGGAUCGCUAGAGGAUCAAUGUUUUCUGUGUUCAGUACUCAAAGCGGUUCGAAGCUGAUGUCCCACAAUUUCGAGCAAGAUUCCAAAACCAGAAAUUGUAUAAUAUGCAGCGCCGAGGAAAUGCCACUGGAAGAGACCAACUGCUGCGUGGUGGCGGUGGCAAUUCAGCUGGAUAACGAUACCGGUAUCGUGGUGGUUUUGACCGUACAAGGAUCGCGACUUUUGGGCCGAAUCGAUAUAAACGAGAAAGUUUCUUGUUUACGGCCGGUAAGCAGGCUCUCAUACAAUAGGGGUCGGUUGGCCGAGUUUAGCGGAUGUCUGGCAGUUGGCACCGCGAGCGGGAAGGUGUUGCUAGUAGACGCUUGUCUAAAAUUUGAUGAGAAUCCCAUUUUCGGUCGACGUUUGGUGAUGAACAAAUUGGAUAGAAAUCAAUGCCACAUAGAGUUUUCCAGCACAGAUGCAGAACAGAUUACUGCCAGCCAUGCGCUGAUCAGAACCAGAGACGUUUAUUUCGGUCUGCAGUUGGAUUCACUGGAAGAGGAAGCAUACAGUCCCGUAACCAGUCUUCUUGACCUUCCCGCACUGAUGGCGGUGGCUGUUGGUUAUGCGGACGGCCGGAUGGUUAUAUACGACCUGCUGGAACUACGGGUAAUCCAUGUCGCCCAUCCUCCGGUGGAAGAUUCUCCGGUGAUCAGUAUGAACAUGAUUGAACCCACCAAUGAUCCGAAGGCUUGCGUCUAUAUCUGGGCAUUCCACGCCGGUGAAGAUGGUUCAUUUGCCGUCUUGCAUACGUUGAUGUACGAGGAGAAAUUUGUGGAACCACACGGUCACGUCUACGAGGGAUUCAUCUCGUGCGGUCCACGGUUGACCAUACCAAGUAAUGACCAGGGAAGUUUCCCUCUCAGUGUGCAAUCUAUUAUGAAAACCGUGAGCCAGGAGGAAGAGGUCCUAACUCUGAGCGUACUGAGUUGGAUUGGCUCCGAUAAGGCCACCAACAUUGUGGUGUUUGAUCUGAACCAGUGGUACAAGGCGGAAAUGCCACAUACGUGCAACUGGCGCCAAGAUUUGAAUCAUACGGUUGUGUUUAGUGUGAAGGAUUUUUCUGUUAAUGUGUGUUUAGUAGCGGAUUCACUUGUCCCGUUUAAUUCCAUCCAGCGUCCGGAGGAGCAUUUCUAUCCAAAUUCAUUGAGUUUUGACAUGAUCACCCUAACAAAUGAUAAUUGUGCCCGAUAUCACUGGACCGGCUUGCAAAACAAAAUAAUCGAAUACUUCGAAAGAAGUGGUUCGGCGUGCAUAAUGGACCCCGGCAAAAUAUACACCGUCAUGUUACGGGCAGCCCUAAUGCCACAGUUCCCCGACUUCAACUACAGCACGGAGGCACCUUUGGACGUGCAGCGAGAAUAUCUGCUUUCGGUGGCAUUGGAGUACAACUGCUACUCACUGCUGCAGGAAUGCGCCCUCAGUUGGGCCGACGGCAGCCAUCUGGGACAGACACCAGAGGAAGGCGUAGCGCUCUCUACUCUCACCGAUUGGAUCUGGAGUCGAGCCAAGGCACUCAAGGAACUCAGCAACAACAUGUGUGUCCCGUUGUUCGAUCUGUCUGGACGAAGAAUCGACUGUGGCACGCAGAAGACACUGCUGCACUGUUCACGCCAGUUGCGACAACUUUCCAAGCUUUACGAUGUGAUAUUCACUCAGUGUAAGCAAUACAUCCCGGAAAAAGUUUUCAAAGCUCUCAAAGCCCAAGGAAACUCAAUUCAACUCGCAGCCGACUAUCAGGAAGUUGUCCAGUGGCUGCUAAAUGUUGGACUUCUGCCUGAGGGAAAUAUCGAUGGUGUAAACCUGUCGGACGAGUUCCUCCUGGUACCGUUUCCGUAUCAGGCGAUUCGGUCGUACUACGCUUCGCAGAGAACCAUGCUUCACGAUAAGCAGCAGGCGGAUAGCAAAGAUCCCACGAGCGUGGAGGACCUCAGCUGCAAAUAUUUGUUCAUCGAUAAUUUCAUUGAGCGAGAAUUUCCGAACGAGGCGCUGAGGAAAAUGUGGAUCGAGAAUAAUUCAACCGGAGUGUAUCCUCCGAAUUCGAUGCAAAAUUUGCUCAGAGCAUUACUGGUGCCGAACGUUAGUGCGGAGGUGAAGUAUGUUUUACUGUGCUACACCUUUAUGGACAUGACAGCCGUUUUAGGAGAAGGAAGGUACAGUGGGAUCGUUCAGAAUUUGAUUAAAUUCCCUGCCGUGUUCAAGUUGAGUUCUGCACUGAUAAAACGCACUCAAGCAUUUUGGUUUCUGGACCAUGGACACAUCGACGGAGCUAUCGAAGAGCUGUUGUCUCCAAUGUCUCAAAGCGAGCAAUUUCCUCACUGGCAGCGGGAAUUUCUUAUCUCUGCACUGCUGCGGUACGAUGCGCCGCAUUUGGCACUUCGUGCUUUGCGGGUUCCCGGUAUGCCAAUCAAUCCAUUCCUUGAGCUGAGAACUCUGCUCGAGAACAAUCUCAUUUCGGAAGCAUUUAAGUUGCAGCGUUCGAAGCACGAUAAAAAGCUACUGAAGUGCUUUUUCGAAGGUACUCUGCGAUCGUCAAAAUACGAGGUACUACUCGAUCUGGCCAUGUCCGAGGAGGAGACUCGUAUAUUGAGGGAGUACUUGACUUCCACUCAUCAACCGAUGGCCGACAAUGUGCAUUUUAUUCACCUGUUGCAAAAGUUGGACUUUGUUGAAGCUGUACACAUGGUCGAUAGGUUAGGCAGAAAACGCACUACGGAGUACAAUCUGGAAGCGCCGAAGGAAGCAUUAACCCUGUACCACGCUGCCCUAGAACCAACGACUCAACACUUGUCCUACUUGGCGUAUGCGGAGCAGAAAGAUCUGCGACCAACGAAGGCACCAUUUGCUGAACCGCUCAGUUCUCGCUUAAUACAAAGUCGAGCUGAUUUUAGGAAUCGGAUCUACCACAAAUCAAUCCUAGCAAUCAAGGAAGCAGCAGCUCCUCUGGACCAUCCGCAACCGUUUCUGGAAAAACCCGGUUUGGGCAUGUUUCAGUUUCAUGCCCAAACUAAAAGUAGCAAAGUGUGUUACCCGAUUAAGCUCGUUUCGAAAGUUUCCAAACGAAAACUGGACGAGGACAAUAUGCACGAAGCGAAAGAAAAAGUGGUUCCAGCAGUUUUCCUUGAUUACGAGAAACCCUCAAAACGCAGAAAAGUUGAAACGGAGAAUCCGUACAACAUGUCUUUUGUAGCACCUAAGAGUGUUCUCACGGAGUUCCGGCCCAUGAAGCCGUGGUUCAAAUUUAGCAGUCACAAUUCGGAAAGAUCAUCAAGCAAAUCGUUUAGCCGUUCGCCUUCAGCACAACUAACGACUCCCGUUGUUAAGAAGAUGUCUUCCUACAAUCCGCCCUCGCCGGAAAGUGUAAGUUCCUACACACCGCACGGAAUUCUUAAAUCCACCGCAUCGGUUCAGAGUUUCUUCAAUCGAAAAAGUGUCUCCCCUACACCUACCGGAACACCACCGACAAUCCACCGCAUCAGCGACGCCGAAGAGAAGAUCCUAAGGUUUGACCUCCCGGAGUCACCACAGGUGGAAAACCUCGAACCAAGUUUUGCCGCAUCCUCGCAACUUCUAAACGAGUCUAUGGUAUCGAAUGACGAAUUCUUUUCACCGGAAGUUUCGGUAGCUACUUUAGAUGACGAAACCUGUAUGGAUAUUAAGAACAGCUUAUCCGCCGGACCGAAACGACGUCGCUCGAUUCACAGUCGAUCGCGGUCCAUAACUCCCGUCGAGAAUAACAUUGCCAUCAUCAUCGAAGACCCCGACGAUGACUCUUCCAGCAAACAGCCCGACAGCCAGGACAUGGACGAAUCCAUGGAGUCGGCAGAGAUGGGUCCGGAUGAUCCGGAAACUCCACCGUUACCAACAGUGAUGCUGCACCAUGGGUCUCAUGCCGGUAAAUCCUUGGAACGUAUGGUGCUGGAGGCGAAUGCUCGUAGAGCUCUUGUGGCUGAAAUGGCGGUUGGAGAAAUUAUGGAAGACACUGAAUCGGAACUGGAGAUUCAGGUGGAGGAAAAAUUGGAGGUUCGGGUAGAAGUGUCUUUACCGGAAUCGGAAGGAGAAUCAGUUGAGGAGCCUCGUGAUGAACCGGUGCUGGCGGAAUCUGUCAGCGGGGAGCAAUUCGUUGAAAAGUGUGCUUCGGAAGCAGCACAGGAUGUACCAUCUGAAGAAGCUUCAGCACCAGAGAGGGUUCCAGAGCCCGGUAGUGAGCAAGCGGUAGUUGUUUUGGAUGAGGAUGAGGAGGAAGACGACGUGCAGGAGGUGCUCCCCGAACAGGAUGUUUCGGAUGAUUACAAUGAUGAAUCGCAUGGAGAGGAAGAGGAACUAGAUCUCGUCGUGGAGGAAGCGUCAGCUGAAGAAGACAUUGAGAUGGAAUCCGACGUAGAGGAAAUCCACGAAGAUGACGUCGACAACAGUGAGGCAUCAGAGGACAGCUCAGCUGUUGAAGAAGUUAUCAACAUUUCAAGUGGUUCGGAAAGUGCGGGAAACAUUAGCAGCGGAAGUGAGAGUGACGAUGAAUCAUCAUCGUCAUCGACGUCGGAUGAUAAGGGCGAUGAUGAGGAAAAACAGGCUGUUGGAGGUGAGCGUACUGUUGGAGCAACUGAACCGGCUGGUCCUAGUACUGAGGAACCGGCUGAAAAUAGACAGUUGUCCGACUUUUAUUCAGACAUCGUUCCGGAGUUUUUGAUGGACCAAGGAAACGUUGAAGACAAGGCGAAGAAUGAAGAAUCUAGCGAUGUACAAGUUUCGACCACCACCUCAUCGACUUCACAUACUGAUAGCGAAUCCAGGGUACGUGAGCAACAAUCACAAGGAGAAGUUUCUGUGGCGAACAGUGAGGAUGACGACGGAAGUAACAGCAACAAAGGCCAUCAAGCGGAGGAUUUGUCAGUUCAGCAAGAAGCUGUAGAGCAAGCCGAAGUUCGCGAACAAACUCCGGAGCCAUCAACAAGUAGAGCACGAGACUUGUCCGUUCCUGCUGGCAAUGAACGGCAAGAUCAACCGGCGGUUGUUUCUGACAACAAAAUAGUCUCUCCUAGCAGGGAAGAAUCGUUUAAGCACGCAAACGAAGAUAAGUUCCUUGGACCGCCGAAAAAUGCCCAUGAGGUCGAAGUUCCUGCUAUGAAUCUCUCCGUAAAGCCGGAUGUUGCCCACGAAGCUAACAGGAAGAACAGUAAAAGUGACGAAAGUGAUGACUCGGCUGCCUUGAAUUUAUCCACCGGGCAGUCCGUUGAACGUCUACAGCCUGAUGAGGAGGUAUCUGAAUCGGAUACAGCAGAUGUCGAUGAAUCGAUAUCUGUAGAGGAACGAACGAAUAGUUCACCGCAGCAACGUGCAGAAAAUGCAGAUGUUGAAGAUCCACUGGAGGGCCCCAGCUCCAGGAUAAUAGCGCCAAAGUCUUCGACAGGGCUGGGUGAGCAAGAACAACCUUUGGAAGCACCCAAUGCAGAAGCAACGCAUGAUGUACAAAACGUAGAGUCGAAAGAAGAUAGUGAAGCAAUCCAAGAUACCGUUCCUAAGGAAACGGCAACAUCUCCGAGCAAGGAAGUGAGCACUCCAGCCAAAAGGGCCAGAAAAGCGUCCACAGGGAGCGUAGAUGUGUCAACUCCUCGGAGUACAAUCAAGACGCGACGAAUGUCUGCCGCAGAACACCUGGAAGAUACGCCGACGAAGCGUACUACUAGGGCAUCAUCACUCGCUCCCGAAGGAAAAUCUCCCGAAACUCCUUUGAGCAAAUCUAGGAAACAUUCUUCGAUGACAAACGUUGCUACUCCGGAGUUGACGACGCUCACGCCCAGGCGGUCUACAAGGGCGUCGUCUCUAGCCAGGGAGCUACUAACCAGCACCCCGGCUCGCCGAACUCGUCGCACAACGGAAACGUCAACGGAGUCCAAGCACUUAUCGCCCGAAGAAGCGAACGACAGUAUCGUUGACGAUAGCAAGUCGGAAGUUUCAAACGUUAGCACCGGUAGUCGCAGGAAUACUCGACGUUCGACAGCGGCACGCAAACUUCCCCUUCAACCUACAAUAUCCGAAGAAUCGACGGACAUGCCAUCUCCGAAAGCUUCGAAAUCUUCCUCCGGAAAGGUCGAGGAAGAAUCGUUUGCAGAGUAUUCGACGAAUCGUCGACUCACGCGCCACCAGUCGGCCAUCAUCGAAAAAUCUCUAGACAUGGUUCGUAAACUGAACGCCUCAUCAGAAGACGCGACUCAUUCCGUGUCGUACGAUGAAGCAGACAGUGAGCCGGAAUCCGUCGUGUCCAACGCUAGUACGGUAUCGAAAAGGUCCACGCGUUCCAAAGCCAGUCAACAGUCGAAGGGUGGAAAGUCAACGGCUAGUGGGCGAGGCAAGGCAAAACCAACAACCAGUGCCAGUGGACGUUCCACGAGAUCUUCGGCGGCCUCGAAGCGGGACAAUAGCGAUGCGGACAGCGUUGAUACCGAUAUCGCGGAAAGUCCAGCCAAGAAAUCCAAACUGGAAACGAUUGCUGAGGAGGACGAUGAACCCGCCAUGAAAGGCCGACGACGGGGAAAACCUAAAAAGGUUUAAGAGGAGUAGCGGUAAUAGGCCGAUUGACUGCUGUCAGUGGUAUGUCAACAUACUAUCCGAUGCAUAGUUCCGUACAUAAUUAGAUGGUUUGUUAAAAUUAAUACGUUAUUUUUGUGGUAUUCAUUGUGUAUCUGUCCUAGAUUAUAUGCGUUUCAAUAUACAUAAUACUAAAUAAA